Salmo salar (Atlantic salmon) is the source of this 2452-nucleotide messenger RNA. The record is from RefSeq and is a predicted model, not a curated record. Lineage: Eukaryota; Metazoa; Chordata; Actinopteri; Salmoniformes; Salmonidae.
AAGAAGAAGGUGUGGUUUACCAUUUUUGACAUUUACAUUUUAGUCAUUUAGCAGACAGAGCGACUUACAGUAGUGAUCGAGAGUACUGCUUUAUUGUGUUACCGGCGCUUUUCUAUUACCGAUCAAUAUGGAUAAGCGAAAGCGUUCCAGAGAAGAUUUACCGACCGCUGACAGUGACCAUUUCAAAACCCCGGAGCAGAGCGUUUAUACCGGGUUGUCGCGGGACGGGGACUUAAGGCAGUGCGAUGUCGAGGACACUUGCAGAUACCUGCGUCAGGAAGGUCUCGGGGCAUGGGAGGAGAAAUUCACAGAGCAACAGAUAACAGGAGUGGGGUUACGAUACCUCACAGAGACACAUCUGGAGAAUAUGGGCAUAAGGCCUCUUGGCACACGGCUGCAGAUUCUGCACUGCCUGAAGAAGCUGUGGCAGAUUGCAGCAGAGACCAAGGUGUUUAUUGACCCCAUCCAUGGACAUAUAGAGAUGCAUCCUCUGUUGGUCUGUAUCAUCGACACCCCUCAGUUCCAGAGGCUCCGCCACAUUAAGCAGCUGGGAGGAACAUACUUCGUCUUCCCUGGAGCCUCCCACAACCGCUUCGAACACUCCAUAGGGGUGGGUUACCUGGCAGGUCUGCUGGUCCAGGAGUUGAAUGAGAGACAACCAGAGCUCUUCAUCUCCCAUAGAGACAUAUUGUGUGUCCAGAUCGCCAGUCUCUGUCACGACCUGGGUCAUGGUCCUUUCUCCCAUAUGUUUGAUGGGAUGUUCAUCCCUAAAGUGCGUCCAGAAUCUAAGUGGAAGCACGAGGAGGCGUCCCUGGCAAUGUUUGACCACCUGGUGCGUGAGAACGCCUUAGAGCCGGUGAUGAAGGAGCAUGGCCUGGUCCUUCCUGAUGACCUGGUCUUCAUCAAGGAGCAGAUUGCUGGACCACAGAACACUGUCCUUCUCAGCCAGGGAGUAAAUCAGCCAGCCAGUGAGCCGUGGCCAUAUAAGGGCCGACCAGAGAAGAAGUCCUUCCUCUAUGAGAUUGUGGCCAACAAAAGGAACGGCAUCGACGUGGACAAGUGGGACUACUUUGCCAGGGACUGCUUCCACCUGGGUAUCCAAAAUAACUUUGACUACCGUCGCUUUCUCAAGUUUGCCCGUGUGUGUGAGGUGGACGGGAAGAAGCACAUCUGCACCCGAGACAAGGAAGUGGGUAAUCUGUAUGACAUGUUCCACACACGCAACUGCCUGCAUAGAAGAGCCUACCAGCACAAGGUGGGCAACAUCAUAGAGACAAUGAUCACAGAGGCCUUUAUCAAGGCGAACCCCCACAUCCAGAUUCAAGGUUCAGGGGGAAAGAUGUUCACCAUCUCCGCAGCAAUAGACGACAUGGAGGCCUACACUAAACUCACUGACAAUAUGUUUGAGCAGAUUCUGUACUCGUCGUCCUCUAAGCUGGCUGAGGCCAGAGAGAUCCUUCAAAACAUCACCUGCAGACGCCUCUACAAGUGUGUGGGACAGACCCAGACUGAGGUGCGCGUGGAGGUUUCACAGAAAAAGCUCCUGGAGUGGGCAGGCUGUGUGGCGAGGUCCAGGCCUCGGAAUGACCUUAAACAUGUUACUCUGCAGCCAGAGGACUUUGUUGUCCAUAUCAUCAACAUGGACUGGGGUAUGAAGGAGAAGAACCCCAUCAACAACAUGCGUUUCUACUGUAAGAACGACCCAACCAAAGCUUACCAGAUCAGCAAGGACCAGGUGUCCAAGCUGCUGCCAGAAAGGUUUGCUGAGCAGCUUAUCAGGGUCUACUGUAAGAAGACUGAUGAGAGGACCAUGGAGGCAGCUAAGAAGAACUUUGUCCAGUGGUGUAUGGAUAUGAACUUCUCCAAACCUCAGGAUGGAGAUGUGAUUGCACCAGAGCUCACCCCUCUUAAGGCAAGCUGGGCACACAACAAUGACACUGAGGAUAAUGAGGGGAGGAAGAGGCUGGGCCACUGAGGAUAAUGAGGGGAGGAAGAGGCUGGGCCACUGAGGAUAAUGAGGGGAGGAAGAGGCUGGGCCACUGAGGAUAAUGAGGGGAGGAAGAGGCUGGGCUGCAAUCAAUGAUGACCAGACUCUUUUAAGAGGAAGAUGAGAAACAACAGAGAAUCCUUCUGUUUACGGCAGUGGUUACCAAUCAUGGUCUUUGAGGGCCACAGGGUAUGCAAGGUUUUGUUCCAACCCAGCACUAACACACUUGGUUCAGCUAAUCUAGGUCAUUAAGAUGAACUGACUAGCUGAAUCAGGUGUGUUCACGAUGGGUUGGAACAAAAGCCUGCACACCCUGUUGCUCCCUAGGACCAGGGGUUGGUGACCACCACCUCAAGAAAAUGUGAGUCAGGCUUUCGAAAGAAGUCACUUUACUCAGGGUUCUGUUCACUCUGAUUCAGUUUUCCAGGGAUUAGAUCAUGUAGUCUUUCUUUUAUUUACUUUUGA